Molecule: messenger RNA, 2254 nt
Organism: Morone saxatilis (striped sea-bass)
Lineage: Eukaryota; Metazoa; Chordata; Actinopteri; Moronidae
Exons: 12
Coding region: 112-1173 (353 amino acids)
Biological process (GO): adenylate cyclase-activating G protein-coupled receptor signaling pathway
Cellular component (GO): plasma membrane
Molecular function (GO): G protein-coupled receptor activity
Source: RefSeq, a predicted model, not a curated record
AUAGAGGUGUACUUUGCUAAGAAAACACAUUUUCACUGAGGCCUGUUACGGAGGCAGGUUGUUGAGUUGAGCCCAACCAGUGUGAGUUUUGAAUAGACUUGAAUAUUUACCAUGGACCCCAGUGGUAUACUAAGUGGAGACCAGAUUGAUAUUCUCUCUACUGAGUACUUAGUGUUGCUCACUUUCAGUGUGAUUGGGAGUUUUUCUGUCCUGGUGGUUUCUAUAGUGAGAUGGAGGCAUCUAAAAGAACAGGUGCACCUCCUGGUGCAGCUCGCCCUGGCAGACCUCCUGGCUGCUGUGAUCCUGAUGUUCACCAGUGCCAUGAACAAAGUUAGCAUGGACAACAGUGUAACCAUCUGCCAAUACAGCCUGCCGCUGUCACUGACAUUUUAUUUUAUUUCAUUUUUGCUGGUGGUGGUUUACGCAUGGCAGUCAAAGAGCGCAAUCCAAGGGUGGAGAGCAAGCCCCACAGAGGAUGAGAGUGGACAGAGUCAGUGUAGAAGGACAAUAGUCACUACACCUGUAUAUUUCAUUGUCUGGUUGAUCCCCUUUGCAAUAUACCUAGCAUAUGUGCUCACUCCUUUCAUAAAAACUACAAUGCUGAUUCCAACCACUGACACAUCAAAGAACGAGCUUGUCUGUAACGAUACCAAAUACUGCACCAGUUGCAUUUUGUUCUUGCAUGUCUGGAGGGACUCCUGCUCUGAUGCUGAGAUAAUACACGAUACUUUCAUCCGAGUUUUCCUUUUCCUCGUUGUGAUACCAGCAAUGUUUUCUUGCUCUGUCAUUUACUAUAAGGUUGGUAAAUGGUAUGAAAGACAUGAACAGGAGGGGCUUUUUCCGGUGGAGGGAGAUGGACGUUCAAGAAGAAGAUUCAAAAAAGUGUUUUCUACGGCAAGAAAUAUGGUGAUGGUCAUCUUAUUCUGCUGGGCACCAGCUCUUGUCCUCAUUCUGCUGUCUACCCUGAUGAUCUGGACAAAAGUCGAACAACGCAGCCUAUUUGGUCUUUAUAUGAUACAGGCUGCCGGUGUGUCCUUGCAAGGCUUCCUGAACAGUAUGGUUUACGCCUGGAGACGGCCCAACUUCACGGAGGCCGUUCUUGGGGAGAAUACACCCCUGGUGGCACACGACCGCGUGGCCUUCUUUGAUGAAUCACUGAGCAGCACAUGUUGACUCUAAAGGCACUGAGAGACAUUGUUGUGCCGUGACAACACAAUUGGCCUGAGAAAGACUGACUGCAUGCUUGCACACUUCAUGACUUCAUGACAAUUUAGACUGAAACAUGAACAUGUUCUCAUUUUUGGCCUGAGGAAAAAAAAAGAAACAGAACAAAAUGAUAAAGGACACACAAAGACACUUUAAACAUACAACGACUGAUGCAGUGUUUUUCAUUGCAGCUGCUGUUUUUCUCAUGAACACAACAGUCAUAGUAGCCUACAGUAUAGUAGCAUAUUGUUUAAUAUAAAUGGAGACAAAAAAACUUGUGGAUAAAUAUUAGUAUUGUGUUGUAUUUAUAUAUGUGCAAUUAAUGUACUGUUUUAUUAAGAUUUUAAGAUGUCAUAGAGAAUUGUGGUGUGUGAUUUCUACUUUAUUAUGUUUUAUCACAUAUAUUUAUAUUGUUUAAUUGUCUACUGCUUUUGAAACAAUGGAUUUAUUAUUGACUUAUUAUUCAGCAGUCUCUCAGUACUCUGUACUGUGAUGCGAGACAAGAAUGAUGAAAAACCUGUCAGGGUUGUACACUUUGCAGAAGCACGUGUCACCUAUGAUGACAGGAGUUCAGUCUCAGGGGCACAUAUGUGCUGGAACAGUGAGGAAUGACAAGAGAAGGAACACAAUUUCUGCUUUGUCAUGUCUGUGUACGACCACAACUGUUAACAUAUCUCGUGAAAAAUGUGUGGUUGCAUAGCUGAGGUCACACAUGUGCCAUAUCUACUAUAUUAUUGUUCACAGAGGCACAAAGAACAGUACACUCAUGUUAUAGUAUCCUAAACUCCACGUUAAAGCAUGUGUGUCUGUCUUUGAGUUAAACUCUAUUAAUAUUUGACAGACUGCAGGCAAACCUGUUGCUGCUCAUGUAGGUGAUCACCUGACUCAUUUAUCUGUUGUACUGUAAAGUAAACUUGAUGUUCAGUUCCUUUUCUGAAGGCAACACAGUCACCUGUAGGUGGGAUUUAUGCAUACAAUAAAAAGUGUUAUACAGAACAAAGGGCUUUUAACAAUCUAACAGUUGAACCCUGAAAUCAGACAGAAAUAA